UUUGUGGAGUGAGUGAAUGAGUGAGUGAGUGUCCGGCUGUGGUGAUGUGUGUCUCAGGAUGAUCUCCGCCCGGGACACAGGCGAGCUCGCGCGAUUCUACACGGUUACCGACCCCACGACACACAAGAAGGGCUACACGGUGUAUAAAGUCACUGCCCGGAUCAUCUCACGGAAGAACCCGGAUGACGUUCAGGAGAUCACAGUGUGGAAAAGGUACAGUGAUUUCAAGAAGCUUCAUAGAGACCUUUGGCAGAUACACAAAAACCACUUCGGACAGUCCGAGCUCUUUCCUCCCUUUGCCAAAGCUAAAGUGUUUGGGCGUUUUGAUGACUCUGUGAUUGAAGAGAGAAGACAGUGUUCAGAGGAUCUCCUACAGUUCAGUGCUAAUAUUCCUUCACUGUAUGGAAGCCAGUUUAUACAGGAUUUCUUCAAGGGUGGUGAAGUGCAGGACUGCUCUGAACUCAUCGGCCCGGCUGAACCUUUCUCUGAUUUUCUGGCUGACAGUCUUUCAGUUGGCAGCACUGAAGGUGUUAGCAGUAGCAGUCAGCUGAGUUGCGGUGCGGUUGAUGCCGACUCUGUUGAUGCAGAUGUGACUGAUGUAAACGAUGGAAUGCCAUCGUGCAGCAUUUCUCCGAACCACACAGCAACACACAGCAGGCCAUUUACCGUUCCGCAGUCAGUGACGUCCCCGGUGUGGACGGGAGUGGAGUCCAGUCGUAGCAGUGGAGCUUUAACCUUUACCCCUAGUCUCAGGAACUGUACAGGGAAGACAGACUACCUGGAGAGAGCCAGCGAGCAGAUUGCUUUGGCCGUGGAGAAGGAGGUGGAGCAAGACUUUGCCGCUGCUUUUUCCUACUAUCACAAAGGUGUUGAUCUGCUGCUGCAGGGUGUGCAAGGAGAAGUGAGUCCCAGUAGACGAGAGUCUGUGAAAAGAAAGACUUCAGAAUAUCUGAUGCGUGCUGAGCUCAUUUCUACACACUUAAAAGACAGCAUGGGUCAGAGCUCCACACAGAACAGGGCAUUGGGUCCGCAGUGUUGUGGUGUCUCAUGGGUUGAACAGACUCACACAGAUGAACUGAAACACUACAGAGUAUUGGGUGUUAUUGAUAAGGUGCUGUUGGUGAUGGAUAAGAGAACGCAAGAGACUUUUAUUUUGAAAGGUUUGAGAAAAAGCAACGAGUGUGGACACGUUAAAAAAAACGUCAUUCCCCGUUCUUUACCCAACAUGGUUGGACUGGAGAAAUUCAUCAUCUCUGAGGACUCCAUAUUUCUAUUACUGCAUUAUGCUGAGGGUGGUAAACUGUGGUCUCACAUCUGCAAGUAUCUGCACAACAACAGUCCUGAGAAAAGCUUCGACAUCCCCUUCAUCCAGAAGCCCUACACUACUGUAGUCUGUUCAGCCCCGAGUCCCGUACCUACAGGGUCCAGCGAUUCGUGUUCUCAGCAGGGGGAGGACGCUGAGACCCAUCUGCCUCAGAUGAGCGAUCUGACGUUCGGGGAGGGUCCUUCAGUAGCCCCGCUGCCGGACUCCGAUGGGACGUCUGAAGAGGAGUGCACUAACAGCUACCUGACGCUGUGCAACGAGUACGAGCAGGAGAAGCUCGAGCCGGACGCGCUGGGCGUGGACCAUGACGCCGAGGAGGCGGUGGAGGAUGUUGCCGCGGUAACUCCUGAACUUAAUCGCACGUGUUCGAUGAUGAGCAACGCUAGCUUGUGCUCGCCGAUUUCAGAACAGGAGCUCCGUUUCUUUACGGAGGAUGAGCAAUCGGUUGAUUGUUUCACACGGUCGCCUGACUGUCUAAACCAAUCGGCAUCCAUGGACCUCUUCCGCAUCGACAGUAAAGAUAGCGCAGACACCUGCAAGACACAAUUUAUCCAUUUAAACCCCGAUGUUGAGGUCUCAGAAGAGCCAGAGGAAAAGCAGAUCGUGUCAAGUGUCUGGAGAUCAGAUAAUGAUCAGGGCUCGAGCGAGCUGGUACCGGUGAUUUCCUUUAAAGAGGCCAUACAGGAGGACACCGCAGACAACAGCACAGACGAGGCACAGCCGCCCGAUCUGUUAGUCAACCUCCCAGCGGUCAGAGGCGAAGUGCCAGACACAUCAGAAGAGAUUUUUACCGGAGGAGGCGUAUCAUUCGCCGCAGGGUCCAAAACAUCCCCCACGUUCGGCAGGCCGGACGUUCUUCAGCGCAGAGAGGAAACCGAGUCGGACCUGUCUGUCGAUUUGGCCGAUUUUGACCCUUUGGCGAAAAAAUGUACAGACAUUUUUGUGUCGGAUGUAGAGACUCUGUCUUCCCUUAAGCCUUCAGACGCAGCUGUGCUCAGACCUCAUACAGACUCUGCCAAACAUGAGGAUGCUGGGUCGGGAUCAGAGGAACUUCCAGGAACGGGUGAGGAUAAGAAAGUUUACCGAUUGUUUCGAGAGCUGGACGAAUUGGCAGAGGUGGCGUUAAACAUACGCAUCCCAGAGGCUUUGGUGAGGACUUGGGCAGCUGACAUGGUCGUGGCACUGGAUGCUCUGCAUCAGGAGGGCAUCAUAUGCCGAGACCUGAACCCCAGUAACAUAUUGCUGAAUCACACAGGUCAUGUGGAGCUGACUUAUUUCUGUAGCUGGAAUGAUGUCGAGGAGUCAUGUGACCCUGAUGCGCUCUCAAAGUUGUACUGUGCACCAGAAGUGGGCGGGAUUGCCGAAGAGACGGCAGCUUGUGAUUGGUGGAGUUUUGGAGCUCUUUUAUUUGAGCUUAUAGUGGGAAAGUCCCUGUAUCAAAGUCAUCCUGCUGGUAUCAGCAGACACUCAUCACUAAACAUCCCAGAGUUUGUGUCGGAUGAAGCUCGCUCUCUGCUGGAACAGUUGUUGCAGUAUAAUCCAUUGGAAAGGCUGGGCUCUGGAGUUGCUGGUGUGGAGGAUAUAAAGUCUCAUCCAUUUUUCUCAGAUGUAAACUGGUCUAGUUAAACUAUCAGGAAUGCGAUGAAAAUGGACUGAAAAGCGUUUAUUUCACAAACUGCACCAUCAUCUAUAAAUUGACUGUCAGCCAUGAGAAUGACCCCGUGUCUGUCGAACAAAUGUCAUGAUGUGUUUUUUAACCUUUUUACCUGGCUGGAGUUCUGUGAAUGAAUCUAUUUAUGAGGUGACGUCUUACAGCGUUUACUGUAAAGGUUUUUGAAACGCUUGGAAAACAAGCUCACCUGUUGAAAUCCCAAAUCUACCCAGAUUCAGUUCGGUUAAGGUUUUUGUUCAUAUCAGAUCAUAACUAUCAAUACUGCAGAAGUAUUACACGUCUCAUCUGGCAGACAAUAAACAAGACUUUAUUUAUAUCUUCAUACUACACACAUGCAUAUAUUUAAUUAAAAUAUUAUUUAGAAGUAAGCAUUCUCAGACAGUUAUUGUGCAUUUAUUUAAAGGUGCUCACAGACUUCAUUGCAUGUAUGUAAAGAGACCUUUAGUAAUGUGCUGUGUGGACAUUUACACAUGUAUGAGAUGUGAUUCUGGUUAGUGAAACUAAAACACCAAGCACAUCCUGGAAAUAAGCCUAUUAACCUGAUGUACUGAUCAUUCAAUAAAGUCAAUGAGCUUGUACGUUUA
Molecule: messenger RNA, 3580 nt
Organism: Paramisgurnus dabryanus
Lineage: Eukaryota; Metazoa; Chordata; Actinopteri; Cypriniformes; Cobitidae
Gene: rps6kc1
Product: ribosomal protein S6 kinase polypeptide 1
Biological process (GO): protein phosphorylation
Cellular component (GO): early endosome
Molecular function (GO): ATP binding; phosphatidylinositol binding; protein kinase activity
Source: RefSeq, a predicted model, not a curated record